Molecule: messenger RNA, 2994 nt
Organism: Gigantopelta aegis
Lineage: Eukaryota; Metazoa; Mollusca; Gastropoda; Neomphalida; Peltospiridae
Product: zinc finger protein 330 homolog
Exons: 10
Coding region: 146-1087 (313 amino acids)
Cellular component (GO): nucleus
Molecular function (GO): zinc ion binding
Source: RefSeq, a predicted model, not a curated record
AUUGUAUUUCCUGUUUUCCUUUCUUUCUUUUUUUUGGUAGUCACAUGUUAAAACUUACAAAUAUUGCUAAAUUCGAUAGCUGUGACUCGUAUACACGCAAACGACUAUAUGUGUAAAUAAGAACUGUUUAGAAGAAACUUUUAAAAUGCCAAAGAAAAAGACAGGUGCACGUAAGAAAUCGGAAAAACAAAAGGAAAGGCAAAGAGAAAUCAGAAAUGCUCAGUUUGCCCGACCACUGGCUGACAGGCCGUGUAACCAGUUAAUGGAAUGUGAUCAGUGCAAAAGACAACAGAAAAUAAGAGCAUUUUGUUACUUCUGUGCUUCCUUGCAGAGACUGCCAAUUUGUGCAAACUGUGGCAAACAGAAAUGUAUGUUGAAAACUGGAGACUGUUGUAUCAAGCAUCCUGGACAAUACACAACCGGACUAGGCAUGGUUGGUGCUGUGUGUGAUUUUUGUGAAGCAUGGGUGUGUCAUGGGAGAAAAUGUCUUACCACACAUGCAUGUAUCUGUCCUCUUCAAGACGCCGUCUGCCUCGAGUGCAAGAGAGGAGUGUGGGAACAUGGUGGACGUAUCUUCAAGUGUUCCUUCUGUCAUAACUUCCUGUGUGAGGACGAUCAGUUUGAACAUCAAGCAAGUUGUCAGACUCUAGACUCGGAGACAUACAAAUGUCUUUCGUGCAACAGACUUGGCCAGUAUACUUGUUUGAGAUGUAAGACUUGCUAUUGUGACGAUCACGUGAAGAGAAAGGGUUUCAAAUACGCCAAGGGCCAGGCAAUCCCGUGUCCGAAGUGUUCGUAUGAUACAGUGGAAACUAAAGAACUGUCCAUGUCAACGAGGAACUAUACGUACGGUCGACAGGCCAUGGAUGAUGAGGACUAUGAAGGUUAUGGUGCAGCAGGCUUUUCGGGGUUUUCAUCUUACAAUGGAAGCUAUGGGGCUGAUGAUUCUGAUGAUGAAGAUUAUGAUGACGACGACGAUGAUGAUGAAGAAGAUGAUGAGGAUGAGGAGAAUGAUGGUGAUGGACAGGAGAAGAGUGAGAUUGAUAAAGUUGGUGAUGGAGUCAAGAAGCUGGAAGUCAAGGAUUAAUAAAAUGCCCAUUGGACACUUCUUCUUGUUAAAGUUUUAAUUGAAUGUAUUUAUAAGAUUUUUCCCCAUGUUAUGGAUGGGAAAAAUAAUUUAGUAGAGCAACUACAGUAUAUCAGUAACCGUAUAUAAAAAACAUGGUACUGAUGUGUAUUCAGGGAAAUGGUGUUAGUCUGAAAUGUAAGUCAGAUUCAGAAAAUAAUUUAAUACAGCAACUACAAUAUAUUGGUAACCGUAUAAAGAAAAAUGGUAGGCCCCUACUGUGUAAUCAGGGAAACAUUUUUUAGUCAGAAAUGUAUGUCAGAUUCGGAAGUUGAGAAAAGUUGCUCUUCUCCAACAAAGUCAUAUACCAUCAAUGUCCUAAAUGAAAAAAACAUGAAUAGGAUACUUAAGGAAGGAAUAUUUUACAUUUUGCAGAAAUUUACAGUAUGUGAAAUCAGAUGCGUCCCAAUCAGUGCACAUGAAAAAUAAACAAAAUCAAAUGUGUCCCAAUCAGUGCAUAUGAAAAAUGAACAAUCUGAAUGUAAACUGAAUCCAUUCUAGUAAACAAAAUUGUAACCUCAUUGAAGAAACCGGAAAAUGUCUAAAUACGUAAAAUAAUAUUGACAUGUUUUUGAACAUCUCUUAUUGGUCAGUUUGACACCGUAUUUAAAGAAUUAACUUUAAGAACUAAUAUUGUAAACUUAUUUUGAUAGGAUGAAAGAGUGAAGCACAUUUACUAAACCAAAUCAGAAACUGGACAGGUUUAUUUUCUUUGAUUUUAACAAUUCAAUAGAAUUAAUGGAGGGAAUACCACUGGGCUAUGUCCCGCCCUGGAGGGAAUGAUGUUUUGUAUUAUACUGGGCGAGUCAUGAACUUUGACAACUUUAUUCAAGGAUACAGGGGCAUUAUGCAGCCCAGUAGCAAAUGCUUUCCUUGUGCGUAAUAGAUCUAGGAUUGCUCCCCAUCGUGACAUGCAUCUAUCCACUAGCCGUCACAUAGUGGCCUUGACCUAGAGCAGUUAGAGCUACCAUACCUGCUUUACAAAUAGUGAAAUAUUAAGUCAACGUUUGUUUUCACGGAAUAUCAGUGCCAUGAGUAAAAUGAGGCGAUCUUGAAUCUGCAGAUGUAAAAUAUUUUUUGUCAUGUGUGCACACAAAUUGUGAAAAGCCCCCCCAUUCCCAACAAAGCAUAAACACUUAUGUUGAUAUCUUUUAAAAGUGUUAUGUUUCUCAUUUGAUACAGUAUAUUUGCCAGCAAUAAAAUUAAUGCUUUCUGCAUGAUGCAACUUUAAUGUGCUUGGAUAAAACGGUAAAGUAUCAUUUGUAUUGGGUAAAAUCCCACCUUUUACCCAAUUAGUAAUAGAUCGUGAUUUUUGUUAAUGUUAAAGUUUGUUUUGUUUAAUAACACCACUAGAGCACACUGAUUUGGCUUUUGGAAGUCAAACAUUUGGUAAUUUUGAUAGAGGAAACCAGCUACAUUUUUCCUUUAGUAGCAAAGGAUCUUUUAUAUGUAGGCUUACCAUCAUAUGCAGAAUAGGAUAUACCUGUCAAGACGUCUUGGCUGGAAUGAAAAAUAGUGCAAUGGGCACAUCGACAGAGCUUGACCCUCGACCAACUGCACAUACGGAAAACGCUUUACCACUGGGCUACGUCCUGCCACUUUUAUUAAAUGUUAUGCACACGGCCAGCUCUUUAAAAAAUAAUGUAAUUUGGUGUAAACUUUGUAAGUUAUAUGAUUUAAGAAAACAUCUAUAAUUUGUCUCUGUGAAGUAUGUACAUAAUAAUUAUAAGUAAAUUUAUUUGUUAAAAAGUAAUAUGAAAAUGUUAAUUGGAAUUGGAGUUUUAUUUGUUUAGAUGUUAUAUUUUCUUUUAUUCUUUGCUAUAGGCAUAUUAUCAUGUGGGAGGUCUGCAAUAAAAAGAUGCUAUUUU